AUGACAUUAACAACCCUGAUAUCGAGCAAGAAUUUAGGGGUCUUUGCCAGGAAGCAAGGACCAAUCAAGCGGCCCGCUGACAUCUUGGGGAUCCUAUGGGGUGACCGUGACAGUUUUCCUGGAUCGGCAGGCUCCCUGGGCAUCCACAAAAUGGUGGCAACGAGGCAGCAUCUUCAGGUCGAGAAAUCCAUCCCAGCUGCGCUCCUGAUAAUUGGGAGUUUGGCUGGCCACAGGGAGAUGGCAGCCCCUCGCUUGGUCCUUUCCUGCUUUUUGCUCCCCAUUUUGGCUGCUUUGGCUGCAAAGGAGUCGGUGCUGAACAUGUGCAUGAAUGGCAAGCACCAGAAGACAGAGCCCGGCCCAGAGGAUCAGCUCCAUCAACAGUGUUCCCCGUGGAAGGAGCGUGCUUGCUGCACGGUCAACACCAGCCAGGCGGCCCACCAGGACAUCUCCUACCUCUACAACUUCAACUGGGACCACUGCGGCACUAUGUCCACCAAGUGCAAGGCCCACUUCAUCCAGGACACCUGCCUCUACGAAUGCUCCCCCAACCUGGGACCGUGGGUCGUCCAGGCGGACCAGUCCUGGCGCCUGGAGCGGAUCUUGAACGUUCCGUUGUGCAAAGAGGAUUGUGAACAAUGGUGGGAGGACUGCAAGGAUGACUACACCUGCAAGGACAACUGGCACAAAGGAUGGGACUGGUCCACAAAGGUCAACCAGUGUCCGGUGGGCACCAAGUGCCAGGCCUGGAGUGCGGUCUUUCCGCAGGCGAAGGACAUGUGUGAGAAGAUCUGGACAAACUCCUACAAGUACACCACCUGGGCCCGGGGCAGCGGGCGCUGCAUCCAGAUGUGGUUCGAUGCCUCCGAGGGCAACCCCAACGUGGCCGUGGCCGAGUAUUACGCCAAUGCAGGGCAAGCCUGGGGCGUCCCUCCAACCUGGAGGUCUUUGUCCGUGACCUUUGCUGCCCUCCUCUUUGCCCUCCAGUGACCCCAGGAGGACCUUCCCUAACCCUCUUAUGAAGCAAACAAAGGAAAAGACGAUGCAGUGCUCUGGAUGCAUGUUUUGCAAGCCAAACACUCUUUUCAUUGGCCUCCUCUUCCUCCCAAUAUGCCGGAUUACAACUCCU
Anolis sagrei ordinatus is the source of this 1126-nucleotide messenger RNA. Lineage: Eukaryota; Metazoa; Chordata; Lepidosauria; Squamata; Anolidae. The record is from RefSeq and is a predicted model, not a curated record.